Coffea eugenioides is the source of this 1572-nucleotide messenger RNA. Its product is annotated as putative clathrin assembly protein At1g25240. Gene Ontology annotation, biological process: vesicle budding from membrane; clathrin coat assembly; clathrin-dependent endocytosis. The record is from RefSeq and is a predicted model, not a curated record. The coding region runs from base 241 to 1425 and encodes 394 amino acids. Gene Ontology annotation, molecular function: 1-phosphatidylinositol binding; phosphatidylinositol-4,5-bisphosphate binding; clathrin heavy chain binding. The transcript has a single exon. Gene Ontology annotation, cellular component: clathrin-coated pit; clathrin-coated vesicle. Lineage: Eukaryota; Viridiplantae; Streptophyta; Magnoliopsida; Gentianales; Rubiaceae.
ACCAAAUUGGCUAACAAGUGUAAAUCCUUUGCCGGCUUUGGUGCGUUGUGUAUGGGGAUCCAUUAGGCCUUGUGUUGUUUGCUUUGACUAGUAUGAAGAAUAAUCAUGUCCAGGAGAGAGAGAGAAGAGAAGCGAAAAAUAUGUUGAAUAAUGUAACAUCAGACACAUUUCUGCAUCAGAUAAGGAAGGAAAAUUUUGGGCAAUACCAAGUCCAACUAAAGGGACCUUAGAUAGCAGGAAAUGAGGCUAUGGAGAAGGGCUUCCGGAGUGUUGAAAGAUCAGAAUAGCCUCUGGAUUUCAAGCUUAUCAAGAAGAACAGCACUCCGGAACCCUGACAUUGAAGCAGCAAUCAUCAAAGCCACCAGCCACGACGAAUUCUCGAUCGAUUACAAGAAUGCUGAGAGAGUUUACAAAUGGAUACGUUUGUCAGAUGCUCAUAUCAAGCCUCUUGUGUGGUGUUUAUCUCUUCGGAUGGAGAAAACGCGGUGUUGGGUUGUGGCCUUGAAGGGAUUGAUGCUGAUGCAUGGCGUUUUUUCGUCUAAGGUCCCUGUCGUUCAGAGGAUUGGGAGAUUGCCCUUUGAUCUCUCAAAUUUCAAGGAUGGAUAUAAUAAGCCUGGAGAAAUUUGGGCUCAUAAUGCAUUCAUUCGGGCGUAUUACGCAUUUCUUGAUCAGAAAUCUACUCUGCUUUUCAUUAAUAUGCAAGAGAGGAGAGCUUUUCGAGGAGGAGGGGUUGUUCAGGAACAGAGAUCAUUAAUGCAAGAUCUUGUGAUUUUACAGAAGUUGCAAGGCUUGCUUGAUAUGCUGAUUCAGAUCAAACCUUUAUCGAAAGCAGCAAGUGUUUUCCUUAUUGUGGAAGCCAUGGAAUGCAUUAUCAUUGAAGUAUACGACGUUUAUAGCCGAAUCUGUCAAAUGAUUGCCAAGGUCCUGAAGAGGAUUGAUACAGCAGGAAAGGCUGAAGCAGCAAUGGCAGUCAGGAUUCUGAAGAAGGCAAUUGUUCAAGGCGACGAACUUUCGAUGUAUUUUCAACUUUGCAGAGAAAUCGGUGUUGUUAAUGCCAAAGGAUGUCCUCAAAGUGUGGAAAUUCCUCAAGAAGACAUCCAUGAUCUUGAGAUCAUGAUCAAUGAAAUCUCUGAUAAAUCAGAGAUGGAUGAAUAUUCAUCCGUUUCUGAUUUCUCAGAAAUGGAUGGGAAAUCAGAAGCAGCUAAAAAGGCAAUUGUUGUGAGUCAAAAUGAAACAGUAUUGGUAGAUUCAAGAAGCAGAUUAAGGACAGUAAUCACAGAUAAUUGGGAGAAAUUUGAUGAAGAUUUGAUGGUGAUUUGCUCGGAAAAUUCUCUCACAGCUGCCUCAAAAACCAAUCCUUUUCUGUCACCACCCCAUCAACAACAGGGUAAAUGUGAUGAUCUACCAGAUUUAAUUACCUUCUAGCCUGCAUAAUCUUUCAUGUCCCCUUCCAUUAUAUUCAAGUUCCACAUCAAUUGCAUCAAAAGGACGCAGAAAUCAUUUGUAUGAACAAUCACAAAAAAACAUGUUUACAAAUUACCUAGGUGAUAGUACAAGGAAAUACAACAUGAU